ACCCAGCCCAAGUUUUAUAGAACCAAGUCCAGAACAACGUUCGGUUGGUUUCUAUAAAUGAUAAAAAAGCAAACGGCGUCGUCUUCAAGGCGAAUCUGACCUGCUCCUUGUUCUGUUCCCUCCCCAGUCAGUGCUGUUGCAAUUGCACUCCCAGUCCCUACUCCCUCCCCAUUUGUCAGUCGCGCAGCGUGGGGAAGUCUUUUGGAGAGACGAACCCUCUUAAACGAAGCUAUUCAAUGGCUUUAAUGAAAUCAAAGCUACGUUUACCCAACAACUAUAUUUCUCAGGGUGUACUCAAAAUCAAAGCCUAUUCAUUUUCUUCUUCAACCUCCGGAGCACGCCUUCAAGAGGAAGAGGAUGAUGCAGAAAAUCAUUCCAAAACUCCCUCUAUCACUAACUGCUUAACCCCCGAAGAAACCCUUAUCGCCGACAAACUCCACGCCCUAAUCAAAGACCACCACCGCAAAAACCCCAACCCUCACCCUAACCCCACUCCGCCUAACCCUAAUUACACCAUUCCCACUCUAUCCCACGACUUCUCCCACAUCUCCACCGCCCAUUCAGUCACCCCCUCCAUCGUCCGCCGCGUCAUUGAGAAAUGCGGUGGGGUCCGCCACGGCAUCCCAUUCCUCCAAGCCCUGGCGUUCUUCAACUGGGCCACUGCCCGCGAGGAACCGGCCGCCCAUUCCCCCGCCGAGCACUACAACGAGAUGGUCGACCUUGCCGGGAAGGUUCGCCAGUUUGACUUGGCCUGGCACGUGAUUGAUUCCAUGAAAGCUAGGAACGUGGAAAUCACCGUCGAGACAUUCUCUAUCCUUGUUCGCCGGUACGUUCGGGCCGGUCUGGCAGCGGAGGCGGUGCACGCGUUUAAUCGAAUGGAGGAGUAUGGUUGUAGGCCCGAUAAGAUUGCGUUUUCGAUCGUGAUUGGUAUUUUGUGUAAGAAAAGAAGGGCAGAGGAGGCUCAGACAUUCUUUGAUAGCUUGAAGGAUAGGUUUGAGCCCGAUGUUGUUGUGUAUACGAGCUUGGUUCACGGGUGGUGUCGGGCGGGUAAUAUUUCGGAGGCCGAGAGGGUGUUUGGGGAAAUGAAGAUGGCUGAGAUUAAGCCCAAUGUGUACACUUACAGUAUUGUGAUCGACGCGUUGUGUAGGUGCGGGCAAGUUACGCGUGCCUACGAUGUGUUUGCCGAAAUGAUUGAUACGGGAUGUAGCCCGAAUUCCAUAACUUUCAAUAACCUAAUGCGGGUACAUGUGAAGGCCGGGCGGACUGAAAAGGUCUUGCAAGUGUAUAAUCAGAUGAAGAGGCUUGGAUGCCCCGCUGACAUGAUUACGUAUAAUUUUCUUAUAGAGACACAUUGCCGGGAUGAUAAUCUUGAGGAAGCAAUUAAGGUGCUGAAUUUGAUGAUUAAGAAAGAGUGUAGCCCGAACGCCUCAACUUUUAAUUUGAUAUUUAGGUCCAUUGUGAAGUUACGGGAUGUGAAUGGUGCUCAUCGAAUGUAUGCUAAGAUGAAGGAGGCUGAAUGUGGGCCAAACACGGUGACCUACAAUAUAUUGAUGCGGAUGUUUGCGGACUCAAAAUCAACCGAUAUGGUUCUCAAGCUUAAGAAGGAAAUGGAUGAGAAUGAUAUCGAGCCUAAUGUGAAUACUUACCGGGUUUUAAUCUCGAUGUAUUGUGGGAUGGGGCAUUGGAACAAUGCCUACAAGUUUUUCAGGGAGAUGAUUGAAGAGAAGUGUUUAAAACCCAGCACACAUGAUUAUGAGUUGGUUCUUCAGCAACUAAGGAAUGCAGGGCAGUUAAAGAAGCACGAGGAGUUAGUGGAGAAGAUGGUGGAUAGGGGAUUUGCUUCUCGCCCUUUGUAGAAGUAGGCAGCUCAAUGCUUGGGAGCCGUGUGCGGAUGUGGGCUAGUGAAGGCAUUCCAGAUAGCUUACUACAGCAAGUACGGUGGUGGAGCAAACGAGCUUGCUGAUGGGUACAGCAAGGGCACUGGAUUGGCACUGCGGGGCGGGGGGGAAUGGGGGCUUCGGGAAUGAGAAAUCGCAGCAAAGGGGAGAGGGACCCAGAGGGGUUGGGGAUGGAAAAAUUUUUGCAUCUGCCUACACCGGCAAACCGGUGUAGGCAGAUGCAUAGCAAACCCCGGUUGGGGAUAGGUGUAACCCGGUCUUCCACAUGGGGUGUGGGGUGUGCGCCCAACAACCGGCUGGUACCAAGAUUUUCUUUUGAUACAUAAGUUUCUAACACCACAUCAGCUAGCAAAGUAUUUGUAUUUGAACUUUUGUAUUAUUGAUAUAAUAGAUAUUACAGCUAGUAGUUUGUAUAAACAUGGGCUUGACUGUCUCAACUUGAUCGUCAGAUUUCAAAAUCAUUGUUUCAACUUGGUUACUGCUUUCCAGAUGAAAAAGUUCAUGUCGUCGUGAAAUUUC
Juglans regia (Persian walnut) is the source of this 2417-nucleotide messenger RNA. RefSeq names its product pentatricopeptide repeat-containing protein At1g20300, mitochondrial. The transcript has 2 exons. Gene Ontology annotation, molecular function: protein binding. Lineage: Eukaryota; Viridiplantae; Streptophyta; Magnoliopsida; Fagales; Juglandaceae. The coding region runs from base 237 to 1856 and encodes 539 amino acids. The record is from RefSeq and is a predicted model, not a curated record.